ACACCAGAAACCGACACACCCUAUGUCCGCUUUGCCAUCGACCAGAUCACAAGAGAUGAGGACGAGACCGAAGGAAAGCCAUGGCUUGGUCCUGAGUUCGGUAAUGCAUACGACGAAGGCCCGAUACCCCUGGAGCAUGAAUAUCCUCCCGUGCCUGAUUUGCCGUUUGAUGAUAUUGAACCAAUCCCCAUACCGCCACGAAGCCCACGACGCAAGAGCAGUCAGACACCGGCACAACAUCCCUUGCAACAGCAGAUGAGCCUGUUUACGCCAUUCGAGCCUCUUGCCGACUCUUUCUAUGCUCCUCUGACCGCACUGCCACCCGUCCUUCGCCCAGUACGCCUUGGUGUCUUCAUCUCGCUCGUGACGCUCUACUUGAUUGCUCUCAUCUUUGCCGCAAUCUGGUCUCGUGUGCGCACUGGCUUGUGCAACUAUGGAUCCCUUGGUGAUGGAACUUAUUUCGUUUUCCAAUACUUGCCUACGCUUUUGGGCAUGGUCUUGCUCCUUUGGCUCUUCGAGAUCGAGAAGGCUGUGUAUAGGAUUGCACCUUUCAUCGCUCUAGCAUCCAAGACCUCCACGACUCGAGGAUUCGGCGCUAUAUUGCCCAUGUACCCCUCGAGCUUCGCACUUCCUUCUUUCAAACACGCCAGAGCGGGUCAGCGUGCCAUUGGCAUCUUCUUGAUCGCCUCAUGGCUUACACUAUUCACCGUCCCUCUGCUGGCUUCUUCCUUCAAUGUCUACUUCCGCGGAACUCCCGGUCAAUGGGUCUGGCUUGCCACGCAAGGAACGAUCUGGACUGCGAUUGCGCUGUACAUCAUCUUGCUGACGGCUUCCAUCGCCCUAUGGAUCUUCCUCCACCGCAGAGGAACCGGACUCAAAUGGGAUGUUCGCACUUUGGCCGAUUUGAUCGUACUCACCGAGCGCAGCAACAUUCUCGAUCACUUUGCUGACAUCGGUGUCAACGUCAACAAGUACGAGCUCUGGGGCCACAGUACCGAGAGACAGGACCGACUGGGAUACUUCAACACUGCUUACAACCCUAAUGAUGUGUUUCACACCUUGGGCGCGCCAAACAGACCUGCGAGACCGUAUAGUGCUGAUGAAAGCAUUCUUAGUGAGAAACUGCUUGGUGGUCAACCCCCCAACUACUCAAACAUUAACGAGGCAGAGUAUGGUAGACCUUACAGCUAUGGAUCUACUGGUACGCACAAUACCACUGAUCUUGUCUUGCAACCUGACAACACCGACAACUAUCUGCCCUGGUUCCUCCGUACCGGUUUCGCCUUUAUCUGGGUCAUACUCGCGCUAGCCUUACUCCUCCUAUUCCUGGUUAUCUCUUACCUCCCUUCAACAGCCAUCAAUACUGGAUUUGUACCAAACUUGCCGGAAGCCGUCAACAGACUCGGUUUCUCCUCCUCCAACUUCCUAUACUCUUUCAUCCCAUCUCUACUCGGCCUUCUCUGUCUGCUAGUCUGGCAACCUAUCGACCUCGCCUUCCGCCGCCUACAACCUUAUGCCUCAAUGUCUUCAGCCGGCGGCUGUCUAGCAGAGAAAAGUCUGCUGCUGUCCUACACUUCCGACGCACCUUUCGUCGUCACCCUCAAAGCAGCAGUGAACGGCCACAUCCGCGUUGCCCUCCUGAGCUUCAUUUCCCUCAUCGCGGCAAUCCUUCCCAUUCUCAGCGGCGGCGUCUUCUGGAGCCAAUUCUACAUCUCUCAGCAACGCGUGCGUGUGAGCGCCGACAUGAAAGCCUUUUACGCCUUGACAUUCUUCCUCGCCAUCUACGCUCUGUCAUACACAUUAGCGUUCGCAGGCCACAAACGCGCAUUACCCAACCGCGGCAUCACUCUCGCCGAUCAGAUCUCCCUGCUGCAUCAAAGUCGUUUACUCAAUGAUGUUGCUUUCCACGCUCCAGCUACAAAGACCGCUUUGGUGACUCGACUGCUUUCUCCUCCUGUGGGUGAGAGAACCAGCUAUCAUCAACAACAACAUGCAGAUGCAGAAGCAGGGGGGGUUACGGGCAGUAAAAUCUCCAUUGCGGAUUCUCUGCGCGGGUUUGGGAGAGCUAGAGCUGAUGCUGGUGGGGUGGUGGUGGGGAGUGUAGAGUUGCCGAGGUAUGCGUAUGGCAAGUAUUACGGCAGGGAUGGGAAACAGCAUGUUGGUGUUGAUCGAGUGGGUAGACCUGGU
Molecule: messenger RNA, 2187 nt
Organism: Aureobasidium namibiae CBS 147.97
Lineage: Eukaryota; Fungi; Ascomycota; Dothideomycetes; Dothideales; Saccotheciaceae
Exons: 1
Source: RefSeq, a predicted model, not a curated record